Messenger RNA from Ambispora leptoticha, 164 nucleotides. The record is from the annotation of a GenBank genome assembly. NCBI's taxonomy places the organism in Eukaryota, Fungi, Glomeromycota, Glomeromycetes, Archaeosporales, Ambisporaceae.
ACAACAAAGUCGACAAUACCAAUAAUGAAGACAACAGUUUCACUGACAAGAGUAUCCAGAAUGACAACUUCAACAACAAUAGUUCUAGUGAUAAAGGUUUACAAAACUACAGUUUCAAUAAUGAGAAAAUUAUUUUUAGAAGAAAAAUAAUAAUGUUAGUUUAA